CUGAUUGGCUGCAGGCCAGGCUUCGAAACCGCCACUGGAAAGGAGCCCGACGCAACUCUCUUUUCUCCUUCUCCCCCACUCCCCACCCCCGCCGCGGUCCUUUCCCUGCGCAUGCGCGGCAGGGAACGUGGGGCUGGACGCGUGUGUGGGCGGGGCUGCGGGGGGCGGGGCGGGGCCGUUGGGGCCCGCCCGUGCCUCACUUCCCCGGCGCGAGGCAGGGCAGCUGCUGGGCUGUGCUCGGAGCGUGGUGCGGGGCGGCACGAGUCGGGCCGGCACUGGCUCUACGACUCCCUCUCGGCGCGUGCCCUCGCUCUGGACAGCGCCCGCCGUCCGCCAGGGGCCCGGCCCGGCGCGGCGCGGUGCGGCGCGGGACGGGACGGGGCAGCCGGGACGGUGCCUGGCCGCCACGACGCGGCGUCGGCCGCGGGCGCUGAACGGGAGGGCGCCCGGUGGGGUGGGGAACUCGGGCGCCGGCGCCUGAUCUCGCUGUCGGCAGCUGCUACCGGACGGGGACGGGGCCCGGACGUGCAGCUCGGACCCCAGAUGGCCAAUUCCACGAACGGCCGGAACCCAGGUGGCCGAGGAGGAAACCCCCGCAAAGGGCGCAUUCUGGGCUUCAUUGAUGCUAUUCAGGAUGCAGUGGGGCCCCCAAAGCAAGCAGCUGCUGACCGCAGGACUGUGGAGAAGACUUGGAAGCUAAUGGACAAAGUGGUAAGACUGUGCCAAAAUCCUAAACUUCAGCUGAAGAACAGCCCACCCUACAUACUUGACAUUUUACCAGAUACUUAUCAACAUUUGCGACUUAUACUGAGCAAGUAUGAUGACAACCAGAAACUUGCACAACUCAGUGAGAAUGAAUAUUUUAAAAUUUACAUUGAUAGUCUCAUGAAAAAAUCAAAACGGGCUAUUAGACUCUUUAAGGAAGGAAAAGAACGGAUGUACGAGGAACAGUCACAGGACAGGCGAAAUCUUACAAAGCUGUCCCUUAUCUUCAGCCAUAUGUUGGCAGAAAUCAAAGCUAUCUUUCCGAACGGCCAGUUCCAGGGUGACAACUUCCGUAUCACAAAAGCAGAUGCUGCUGAAUUUUGGAAGAAAUUUUUUGGAGACAAAACUAUAGUGCCAUGGAAAGUGUUCAGGCAGUGCCUUCAUGAGGUUCAUCAGAUAAGCUCUGGUUUGGAAGCAAUGGCUCUGAAGUCUACCAUUGACUUGACCUGCAAUGAUUACAUUUCAGUUUUUGAAUUUGAUAUCUUCACUAGACUAUUUCAGCCUUGGGGUUCAAUCUUAAGAAACUGGAACUUUUUAGCUGUGACGCAUCCUGGUUAUAUGGCAUUCCUAACCUAUGAUGAAGUCAAAGCAAGGUUACAGAAAUACAGCACUAAACCGGGGAGCUAUAUUUUCAGGCUGAGUUGCACUCGACUGGGACAGUGGGCCAUUGGAUAUGUAACUGGUGAUGGGAACAUUUUGCAGACUAUACCUCAUAAUAAGCCUUUAUUUCAAGCUCUAAUUGAUGGCAGCCGGGAAGGAUUCUAUUUGUACCCAGAUGGACGAAGUUAUAAUCCUGAUCUGACAGGAUUGUGUGAACCCAUGCCACAUGAUCAUAUAAAAGUUACACAGGAACAGUACGAAUUGUAUUGUGAAAUGGGAUCCACUUUCCAGCUUUGUAAAAUCUGUGCAGAAAAUGAUAAAGAUGUGAAGAUCGAGCCUUGUGGACAUCUCAUGUGCACUUCUUGUCUCACAGCAUGGCAGGAGUCUGAUGGGCAGGGCUGCCCUUUCUGCCGUUGUGAAAUCAAAGGAACUGAACCAAUAAUCGUGGAUCCUUUUGAUCCAAGGGAUGAAAACUCAAGGUGUUGCAGUAUUAUCGAUAGCUUUAGUAUGCCGAUGCUGGAUUUGGAUGAUGAGGAUGACAGAGAAGAAUCCUUAAUGAUGAAUCGCUUGGCUUCAGUGCGGAAGUGCAAUGAGAGACAGAAUUCACCUGUGACCUCCCCAGGAUCCUCUCCACUUGCACAGAGGAGAAAACCCCUUCCAGACCCUCUACAGAUCCCUCAUCUUAGUCUCCCACCAGUGCCUCCCCGUUUGGAUCUCAUUCAGAAAGGAGUAGUACGGUCCCCUUGUGCCAGCCCCACUGGUUCACCAAAGUCUUCUCCAUGUAUGGUGAGGAAACAGGAUAAACCUCUUCCGGCACCCCCGCCUCCCCUGCGAGAUCCUCCACCUCCUCCACCUGAAAGACCCCCUCCACUUCCACCAGACAACAGGAUAAGUAGACACUUCCAUCAUCCUGAAACCGUGCCUUCCAGAGACCAGCCUAUGCCCCUUGAAGGGUGGUGCCCCAGAGACGUAUUUGGGACAAAUCAGUUAGGUGGUUGUCGAAUGGUAUGUGACAGUUCCCCAAAACCAGGACUCAUUGCAAGUUCAAACAUAAAUGGAAGGCACAGUCGCAUGAGUUCUGACCCUGGAUUUCUGAGAAAACACAGACGCCAUGAUCUGCCUGUUGAAGGAGCCAAGGUAUUCUCUAACGGGCACCUGGGAAGUGAAGAAUAUGAUGUCCCUCCACGACUUUCACCUCCUCUUCCAGCUGUCUCCUUGCUCCCUAGUAUGAAGUGCCCCAUUUCUAUAUCAAAUUCCCUCUCUGAGAAAUCAAGGGAACAUGUAGCUGAUGAUGACGAGUACAAGAUUCCUUCAUCCCAUCCUGUAACCUUGUCACAACCACCUCAUUGUCAUAAUAUAAAGCCUCUUGCUCGGGUGUGUGAAAACGGUCCGUGCACUGGUAUAAUGAAUGGAACACACAGUGCCGCUUCUGAGAUGAAGAAAUCAAAGCACCCAGAGCUAGGAGAAGUCUUUGAUGCGUCUGGUGUUCCAGUACCUCUGCCCCCUGCACGACCGCCUGCCAGAGACAACCCAAAACACAACGCUUUGCUCAACAGGACGCCCUCUGAUUACGAUCUUCUGGUGCCACCUUUAGGCGAAGAUGCAUAUGACACCUCGCCACCCUCACUUCCUCCACCACCACCUCCUGCUCGUCAUAGCAUCAUUGAGCUUGCAAAACCUGGUGGCUCAGGAAGCCGACCUCCUUCAGGACAUGAACUGUUCCUUCCUCCUUCAGAUCUCCAUUUUGAUCCAGUUACUGGUCCAGCUCCUUUGCCACCUGCUCGAAGACUAACAGGGGACAAUGUCAAAACUAAUAGAACAUCCCAAGACUAUGAUCAGCUUCCAUCCUGUUCAGAUGGUUCACAAGCACCAGCCAGGCCCCCUAAACCACUUCCUCGCAGGACUGCACCAGAAAUACACCAUAGGAAAGCCGACACCUCCAUGGAAAAUGUGGACGCAAAAAUUGCAAAACUUAUGGGAGAGGGCUUUUCCUUUGAAGAAGUUAAACGGGCACUUGAGAUAGCCCAGAAUAAUGUUGACGUUGCUCGUAGUAUUUUAAGAGAAUUUGCCUGCUUUCCUCCGCCAGUCUCCCCACGUCUCAAUCUAUAGCAACAUGAAAGUCCUUGCAGCAGAUGAAUUCCAUGUACGUGCUUGUGGAUCUGGGAGUGAGAAAAUGGAGAGAUGGAAUUCGAGAGGCAUUUUCUUCUCCUGUCAUCAUUAGCAAGCAGUCUGCUUGCAGCAGUUUAUCAAAUGAAGAUGACUGCUCUAAUCAAGACUUACAAAUGGGCUGAAGCUUACGUAUUUUUGCUAGCCAUACUUUUUAAAUCAGGGUUGAACUGACAAAGUAAUUUAAAGAAGUUUACUUCCCUUGAACUUUCAAUCUGUGAAAUGCUUUUUCUUGUUUACAAGUGGGCAAGUUAAAAGUUUUCUAGUUGACUCCUGUACUGUGUUCCUGUUCAGAGUCAGUUCUGCUGUAGCAUUCCCAACAGUUUCCAUGUUGACUGCCCUAACAAUUAAAUCAUCUUUUUUUCCAGAAGCUCCACAUUUCCAUGUCUACUUUUACAAGAUGCUUUAAAGAUUUUUGCAUUUCAGCUUAUCAAACAAAUGCAAAAAAAUACGUGGCCUUCACUACUGAGUUUUUUCUGAGAUUCCUUUGCUUUUGAGAGAGGAAAAAACCUGAAUGUAUAAUGCAUUAUUUUGUCUUUGAACUGCCUUUUUAAAGGUAUUUUGACAGUGAGAUUGGGCAGCUUUUCUUCUUAACAUGGUUUUGUGACCUGUAUCUUAAACACAUAGGUCUUUAUCCACAUAGUUUCUGCAGUUGAAUAAAAAAAUCCCAUGUCAGUCAUGUUACUAAAUCAUGACACUUGACAACUCUUUAAAACUUAAGGAGUAUUAAGAAUUCAGAUGUUUAAAAACAAACCAAAUGCAUAUGUUCAUGUUGUACUUACGUUGGAUACUGAGGGCAGGCCACUAGUUAUAGUUUAAGUAUUCUCAGGCAUGCUGAAUAAUAGGGAAUCUUGUUACAUAAUCUUCAUGAUGUUCAGGUAAAUUACAGUCCUGCAAAAUGGAAUAAAGUUAACUUCCUAUUUGAGUGAUUAGCCUCUGGUUCAUCACAGCUUGGAUUGGUUCAUAUUAACAUGGGAACUUUAAAUCUUUGAUGCACUGUUAAGUCCUAAUACUACUGUAGCAAUAUUUUUUUGCAAAUCUCUUUAGUAAUUCCCUCUUUCUACACUGUUAUGUUAGAAUGUGUUUAAUACCCAGAUUCAUUCACUCAUUACUUCUGCUUGGAAGCAUCAUAGAUUUUUUUCCCUUGGGUGAAUUUGUUACCUUGGGCUGUAAGUUUGGGGGUUUUUUGUUUUUUUGUAUUUUUUUUUUAAGCACAGAUUGAUGCAAACCAAACCUUGCUCUUUGUUGAGGUCUGUUCUUACUACAGCAUUGAAUUAAGAGUCCAAAUAUUUCCAGAUUAAUUCCUGUUUUGCUGCUUUCCUGUUUUUGUGGAAACUGUUGAAGUCAUCUUUUCCUCCCUUACUGUUGAAAAGAUGAGCCAUGUGGGAAACAGAAUAGUUUCCACUUUUUGAAAUGUGGCCAGUAUAUGAGACCUUUCAGGUUAUGCUAAACUUGGAUUGAGAUACCUAUAUAUUGUUCCCAUUCAUCUUUCAGUUUUAUCUUUCACUCAAAGCAAGUGGAAGAAGUUUUAUACCCUUUAAAGGGCAAGAUCUUAACAACAAAUGUAUUUAUUUUAAAGAUGCCAACCAACUCAAGUUCAGAAUUCAAAGUCACAGAAAAUCUAGUGGAAAUCACCAUUGUAUCUAGAUCUCCUUCAUUUCAUCAAAAGCUUACUCCCCCAAAGGAGAAACAGCAAAAGAAUUUUUCUGUCACAAAGCAUGACAUGCCCAUCAUGAAUCUGUCUAGUGAAACAAGAUGAUGAGAGGUAUUUGAGCUAAAGGAAUGAUCUUCUAUUUCAUUUCAAUCUAAGAAAUGGUUCUGAAUUUCUGUUCUAGAAAAGGGCUGUUACAGCUUUCUUAAAAUGUUCAUUCUUUAGAUAGUGAUAAGUGAAAGCUUUUGGCUCAAGUUUUCCUCUGUACUCUUCUGUUUUGUGGAACAAAAUAUGCUGUUUCGACUCUCUUGUUCAGUGGAUUGUUUCCUGCUUCAUAUUGAUAAUGCUUCUGAAUUUCAGCCCAAUACAAAUUCAGAAUGAUACACGCUCUUAAGUUAAAUGCUGCAAUUUUGCUAGAAUUGUUUAAUUAUAGUUCUAACAUAGCUGUCAGAAUAGCAGUGAUGGGGGUGUGUGGAAAAAGAACAUGCUAUAAGACAAGCAGUCUGAAGACCAUGUUUUCAAAUUUCUAAUGAUAAUGGUUAACCUUAGUAUGGAUUCUAUAUCUUUUUUUUUUUAAUUUUAUGCAGGAGCUUAGCACACAUUAAACCAUUGUUGCAGUUAAGAAGCAAGAACUACUGUCAUUUAAAAGGUUUGAAAAUCACUUCCUCCCCCAACAAAAUCUAUUUUCCCUCUUUCUUCCCUUCUUCCUUAGUAGCAGUCAGAGUCUGACUGGCAAGGGGGUUUUUUUGUGUGUUUUUGAAAAUCUCAGUAAGGUAGUACCAUAAACGUCAGCUUCAUCUUCUCAAAGUAUUCCAUUAAUCUUUAAAUGAGAGUAUUAAUCAGACUUUCUUAAAUAGUAUAUCAUGAAAGAUGCCUCUGACCCAUUUCAGUUAAUAGGUAUAAAGUCAAAUUGAGUGAAAAUGCUUUGCUAGACUGUUGAUGUUUACUUCACAGGAAUUAAUGAGUAUAGGCAAGAUUACUUUAGCUACAUCCUGGUUCCCUAAAACAUCUCCAACUUUGCUUUGGAAAUUAAGGGUGUGAUGCUGCCAGCAUGAAUGCACAUGGAAGUGAAAAUGGCUUCAAACCAGAAAAAAUGGUUUCACAAGCAACACCUACAAAUUUUUUUCCUUCCUUAAAGAGUUGUCCAAAGGCCUUUGUCCUUGUAUCUGUUUGCACCUGACCUCUUUUGCAUUUAUUUCUUUGGAUGCUAAAUUAAUUUUUUUUAUCAAGAUUUUCUGACUCAGCAGUUGAGUAAUAUCAUGGUUCCUUUCCAAAGAUGCUAAGCAAAAAUUGAAACUGUGCUAAAACAAAUUAAUUCUAUGUCAUGAAUCAUACAGGUGAGUUGGCUGGAACCCUAAAGUGCCCACUAGUUCAGUGUAUCAACAUUUCACAUCCCAAAUGCACAUUUGGCAAAAACUUCUUUAUAAUGUGAACUUAGUUUUUUAUACCGGAAUCAUUCUUCUGUUCUAUUUCACAUAUUUUCAGCUUGAAGCUUUACUUUGCACUGAUUAUCCUGACCUGGUAAACAUUUUAAUUUGUCUCUUAAAGCUUGACAAAUUUGGAAACAGAUGAACAGUGCAUUUUAAACAGAUUCAGGUACUGCCUGUUGACCUGGAAUAUAGUGCUUCUAGGAAUGAUCUCCUGAAAAGGAUUGCAAUAGUUUCCAUUUUGAAGGUUUUUCUUCCAAAUAACUAUUUUAUCUGAAAAUGCCUUUUAUAAACUUGUCUAACAUGUGGCAGACAUAGUGAUAUGUUCAAUUAAUUUAUAUUUUAUUCAAUGUUCUUUUUCAAUUCUGGUUAUUAUGUAACCUCAAGUACUUUAUCUGUUCUUGUAAGGUAUUUUAUAAAAUUAAUGUUAACAGAA
Molecule: messenger RNA, 7045 nt
Organism: Alligator mississippiensis (American alligator)
Lineage: Eukaryota; Metazoa; Chordata; Crocodylia; Alligatoridae
Gene: CBLB
Product: Cbl proto-oncogene B
Exons: 19
Coding region: 112-3474 (1120 amino acids)
Biological process (GO): negative regulation of epidermal growth factor-activated receptor activity; cell surface receptor signaling pathway
Cellular component (GO): membrane raft; plasma membrane
Molecular function (GO): phosphotyrosine residue binding; calcium ion binding; SH3 domain binding
Source: RefSeq, a predicted model, not a curated record